This is a messenger RNA of Boeremia exigua, 1412 nucleotides long. RefSeq names its product undecaprenyl diphosphate synthase family protein-like protein. Gene Ontology annotation, molecular function: ditrans,polycis-polyprenyl diphosphate synthase [(2E,6E)-farnesyl diphosphate specific] activity. The record is from RefSeq and is a predicted model, not a curated record. The transcript is spliced from 3 exons. Gene Ontology annotation, cellular component: lipid droplet; endoplasmic reticulum; dehydrodolichyl diphosphate synthase complex. Bases 216 to 1301 code for a protein of 361 amino acids. Lineage: Eukaryota; Fungi; Ascomycota; Dothideomycetes; Pleosporales; Didymellaceae.
CAACUUUCUGUCCUUGGUUUACGUAGCAUCUUACGCGACCUGGUGUUCUUAUGCAGCAUGCCGUCCAUUCCGUGAUACCCUAGCCUUCCAAUUCCACCGUAGACCGCAUCGCACUUUCGUCCCUCCGUCUACUUCGCCCUCAGCUGUCCUGCAUCUGCUUCAUUCCAAAGACAAACUCCUAGAUCGAAUCCUUUCAACACUCAACAAUUCCUACAAUGGGGUCUCUUCACGACUCGCGCAUACACAAAUGGUUUGCAACUUCGCCGCCAGUUGCAUGGACGAUACGGCAGCUGCGAGAGAUUCUCAUCGGCUCCCUGAAGCAGGGUCCAAUUCCUCAGCAUGUUGCGUUUGUGAUGGAUGGCAACAGGCGUUUUGCGCGAAACCACCACAUUGAGACUGUUGAGGGGCAUAACAUGGGCUUCGAGUCCUUGGCGAGGAUAUUAGAAGUCUGCUACAAGACUGGCGUGAAGGUCGUCACAAUCUACGCCUUCAGCAUUGAGAACUUCAAGCGAUCAAAGCACGAGGUCGAUGCCCUGAUGUCCAUGGCCAAGGUCAAGCUCGAGCAAUUGUCCGAGCACGGGGCUCUUCUCGAUCGGUACGGAGCAUCUGUAAGGGUACUGGGUCAGCGAGAGUUGGUUAAGCCCGACGUUCUCAAGGCAGUCGACAAAGCUGUGUCCAUGACUGCGCACAACAAAAGGGCAAUCCUGAACAUAUGCUUCCCAUACACAUCGCGACACGAGAUCACGACUGCUGUUAUGAAAACCGUCGAGACCUACAGCACUCCGAUCCACAAUCUCCAGAGCCCCUCGAAGCGUACAUUCUCUGAAUCGGGCAUCACACAGCAUAUUCGCCAGCAGUCCUUGAAGGAGGAUACGAUAAGCGGAGCUGAGCAGCACGAGUCUCGACCGUCUUCACCGUCAAAGGAUGACAAGCACGACGACGAGCGGUCUUCGUCAACUUCAACGGCGAUCAACCCUUCAGAGAAGGAUGAUUUGCACAGUCUGCACCAGUUCUUGGACCCUGAGGCAAUCACCGCUCAAACUUUGACGGACAACACAAUGACGGCGGACGCUCCACCCCUCGACUUGCUAGUACGCACUUCGGGCGUUGAAAGGCUGAGCGACUUCAUGCUAUGGCAAUGCCACGAGAACACGUCCAUUGUGUUUUUGAAGUGUCUGUGGCCAGAGUUCGACUUGUGGCAGUUCCUACCUGUACUCGUCGAAUGGCAAUGGCAGCAGAAGAAGAUACAAGAGGCUGCAGCGCAACAACAGAAGAACCGUGUGCGGUCCAAGUCUGACUAGAACAACUUACUUAGAGGUAGUCACGACCCGUAGCGGUCAAGAUGCAUCGAUGAUACCCCAGCAGCAAGCGUGCUUAUUCAUAGUCAAAUAAAUGCAAGGAACUAGCAAUUC